Messenger RNA from Manduca sexta (tobacco hornworm), 3176 nucleotides. RefSeq lists its product as uncharacterized. Gene Ontology annotation, cellular component: cytoplasm; Cul4-RING E3 ubiquitin ligase complex. The record is from RefSeq and is a predicted model, not a curated record. Gene Ontology annotation, biological process: negative regulation of fatty acid biosynthetic process. NCBI's taxonomy places the organism in Eukaryota, Metazoa, Arthropoda, Insecta, Lepidoptera, Sphingidae. The transcript is spliced from 13 exons. Gene Ontology annotation, molecular function: protein binding. The coding region runs from base 95 to 2710 and encodes 871 amino acids.
UUUUAAAAAUAAAAUACAGCUGAUCGAAAGGGCACUUGACAACGCAAAAGAAGUUUUGUUUCAGUGGUCAGAAAAUGGUGGUUUUGUUUUAAAUAUGGCGAAUAUUGCAAAUCCUGUACCUUACAUCGAUAAAAGGCAAUUUGGACUUUUGCUGGACAUAAAAUCCGAGUUGUUUUACAACCGUCUCAAUGCCGCAAAGAAUUUAUAUCGAAAGGAUCUUGUGUGCCAUUUUGGAUGUGUAAAUGCUAUUGAGUUUUCUAGCAAUGGCGAACUGCUCGUAUCAGGUGGUGAUGACAGAAGAGUCAUGCUAUGGCAGUUUGGCCUAGCCAUGUUGGACCGUGGGAAACCAGAAGCACUGAAAGCAGUGCAUCAAUCAAACAUAUUUUGUUUGGGAGUCACCAGCGACAACCAGAAAGUAUAUUCUGGAGGGAAUGAUGAUAUUGUAAUCGUCCAUGAUCUAGAAAGCAAAUGUCCCCUGGAAGUGUUGCAGCAUCAAAGAGCUGUGUGCAGUCUCAGCAUUGAUCCGUUCAAUGAACGUGUCGUCACAACUGCCGGUAAUGAUGGGCGGUUGUUGUUGUUUGACACAAGGCAGUCAGUUCAUGAAUCAUUAGUGAUAUCGCGCAGCAGAAAGGCGUUCCACGGAGUGAUGUUCCACCCGCAGCAAGUGGGCAUGCUAGUGUCCGCGAACGCGCGCGAUGGUGUCGCUCUAUGGGACUUGCGAUCGCCGAAACACCCGGUCUUACGGUACGCGGGCAACAACGGCACAUCUCAAAACAGCAUGAGUGUGCGGUUCAACUCGACCGGCACGCAUAUACUUGCCCUGCGGCGUCGACUCGCGCCAGUACUGUACGCCGUGCACUCGGCCGAGCCAGUCGCCGAGUUCUACCACCAGGACUAUUACAAUUCGUGCACCAUGAAGAGUUGCUCAUUCGCAGGCGAACGCGAUCAGUUCGUGCUGUCCGGAUCUGAUGAUUUCAAUUUGUAUAUGUGGAAAGUGCCUGAUACUGGAGGUGGUUAUGACAUGGUGGUAGAACCGCCGCACAUAGUGCUGUACGGGCACAGAUCGAUCGUGAACCAAGUGCGUUACAAUCCGCACUACUGUCUCAUCGCUUCGUCGGGAGUCGAAAAAAUCAUCAAGGUGUGGUCUGCAUUAGAGUACCCUCAGAUGCGCGGCGCCUUGCUCGAGGAGGCGCAGGGCUCCGACAACCCGCGCGAGAUAUACAGCCACGAGGACUACGUGUCGCUCGUACACCACAGCGGGCAGUACAUAUCGCACAACUACGCAGAGCAGUCGACGUCGGAGGACCCGCGCAUGAUGGCGUUCUUCGACUCGCUCGUGCAGCGCGAGCUGGAGUGCCUCGCCGAGGAGACCGACUCGCUGGACGGCUCCUCCUCCGGCACGGCCCACGACAAUAACUCAGACUCCUCCGACAACGACCACAUACUGGCAGACUUCCUCCCGCUGCCCGCCAAGAGAUCAAAUCCAAACGGCUCCCGCACACAGAGGUGCAACAACAGGUUAGCGCGUUUGGUGGCUUCAAGAUAUACGAAAAAUACACGAUCUCAGAAACGAGGUUCUGUUCGGCGUAGCAAACAAUCCCGCACAUCACACAGCAAGUCAGGCAAGUGUCCAGCGCCCACCGGCUCCACCGGCAGCGCCAAGGGCAAGCGCGCCCCCGCGCGGCGAUCCCGCGGCCCGCGCCGACCCGCGCCCCGAGCCGCUCGCGCCGCGCAUGCGCUUCACUCGCCGCACCUCGCGCCGCACCACGCGCCGCACACGCGCCCGCACCACGCGCGCAUCUCCGCUCCCUCCAGCGAACGCACAGACUCCGAUGAACCCGCGCAUUGUUUAUACAGAAAUUCUGGAAGGAUGAUUCGCCCUCUGCGUAGAAGGUUAAACCCUACAAGGACAGCCAAGAGGAAAAAUAAAGUCAAUAGCUAUAGGAAAGUUAUGAAUUUAAGGAGCAAUGGCGCCACGAUAGCUCAAGACAGUAGUGAUAAUAACAAUUUUUCCAAUUUUGAUAACUUCGAGGAUAAUUUAGCACUCCCUAGUACAAGUACAGGAUACAGAGGCCAAAACACAUCUGCGCUCUUCAGGAUAGCAGAAGUGGAUUCCGACGAUGACCAAUCGAUCGGCAGUCGGCCUAUAUCACCCAGAAAUCAGAACGGCAACCAAAACAUUCCUACAAAUCUCGUUAGUAUAAUUCCAACACCCAUCAACGGAUCUCGCGACUCGCUGGGGGAAUCUCUUCGCGUCGAACCGCCAGAAUCAGAGAGCAACUCCACGCCACCGCCAGAGACUCGCCUGAGGAACUUGCGUCGAGUGCGACGUAACGGACGACUUAGCCUGCAUAGAUCAGAUUCUAGCGAAUCUCCACCACCUAAAGAAUCCACAGAGCGUGCUUCCACCUCCAUAGCCGAACGGUUGUCACCAAAAGUCGGGUAUAAUAGGACCGUGGCCAGGCUUAUGAAUGAAACGAAUGAGAGUGAGUUGGAAAGCAGCUGCAGUACUGAAAGCAGUCUGUGGCCGGCGCAAGACAUGGGCACUCCGGACAGCGGCGUGGGCACCGUCGUCGGCAGCAGCACACGCAACAAUCUCCCACCCGACGACGUGUCCGACGACCCCGACUAUCAGGCCAUGAAGUUCCGACAGCGAGUGAAAAAAGCACGUCGCAACUACAGAAAUCACAUGGAUUCAGAUUCCAACUGAACUGAUCAUAGAUAGAUAUUUGAAUUGUUUUUCUAUUAGACAGUCGAUGUACUGAAUAUGGCGACUGUUCACGACUGGUAUCUUUACUAAGAAUGCCUAUUGAGUGCAGUGUCAAAUAAUCGCGUUUAUUUAAUGCUUGGUAAUUCGAUGUAAGGGGAAUUGAAUGUAAUGAAGUUAGUAGCAUUGCUGUACUCUUUCAGUGUUCUGUUAUUAUUAGGAAAUUGAAGCUAGUUGGUGUGACUUGUAACAGUUAUACCAAGCGAUUAUUCCUGAUUUGCCGUGAAUGUCGCGCUGACCGACUGACCAGGCUUAGUUAAAUCCAACUAUAGUUGGUGCAAUCUGUCUUCAGAUGCAUCCGGCAACAUUGAUAUAGUGCCAUGUAUCAUUGAUUAUUGUUAGCUAUAGGGUGUUGAUAAACACAUCGCACGCUACUUUAUGUUGUGUAUUAUACUAGAAAAAUGGCAUA